UUGUAUUAAGCAGAAUGUUCAAAGAGCACCCACAUACUGUGAGCUACUUCACAAACUUCAAAGAACUACAGUCCAUUGCAGGAACUGCAUCAGUUACAGAACUUGAAGGCCUAUCAGACGUUUGCACCCAUGGCAAGAAAGUUUUAUUUGCUCUGAAUGAUAUGGUACAGCAAGUGGACAACAUGGAUGCUUUAAAAGCUAUCAUUGAGCCUUUAGGCAAGAAGCAUGCUGUGGAACUGAAAGUGGAUGUAAAGGAGUUAGAAAUACUUUGUAGAAUUCUGCUGGAACUCAUGGCUGAAAAAUGUGGUGAAGAUGCCAAAACAGACUUCAAAAAAGUGACAGAUGUUGUGUGUGAACAAAUCAAGUCUACUUAUUGAGACUGCUGCAUUUGAUACACAAAUGGAUAAUAAAAUAAUGAAACCUCAAAAAAAAAAAAAAAAA
Messenger RNA from Protopterus annectens (West African lungfish), 441 nucleotides. RefSeq names its product cytoglobin-1-like. Gene Ontology annotation, molecular function: iron ion binding; oxygen binding; heme binding. The coding region runs from base 15 to 377 and encodes 120 amino acids. The transcript has a single exon. Gene Ontology annotation, biological process: oxygen transport. Lineage: Eukaryota; Metazoa; Chordata; Ceratodontiformes; Protopteridae. The record is from RefSeq and is a predicted model, not a curated record.